AUGGCGUUUCCCGGGCAGCCAGCGCCUGACGGCGGCUUCUACCAGGGCGGGUAUGGAGGAGCUCCAGGAGGACCAGCAUUCCCUGGCCAGGCCCAGGAUCCUUUGUAUGGGUAUUUUGCUGCUGUAGCAGGGCAGGAUGGACAAAUAGAUGCUGAUGAGCUGCAGAGAUGUCUCACCCAGUCAGGCAUUGCAGGAGCAUAUAAACCUUUCAACUUGGAGACCUGCAGACUCAUGAUCUCCAUGCUGGAUAGGGACAUGUCUGGGACACUGGGGUUUAAUGAGUUUAAAGAGCUGUGGGCUGUGGUCAAUGGCUGGAAGCAGCACUUCAUGAGCUUUGACAGUGAUGGAAGCGGCUCUGUGGAUCGUCAGGAGCUGGAGAAAGCCUUGGUGAACAUGGGAUUCAGGCUGAGCCCACAGGCAGUGACAGCCAUCACGAGGAGGUUCAGCACACAUGGCAAGAUCACCUUUGAUGACUACAUUGCCUGCUGCGUGAAGCUCAGAGCUCUCACAGAAUGCUUCAGAAGAAGGGAUGCAUCUCAGCAGGGUUUUGUGAACUUCCAGUAUGAUGAUUUCAUCCAGUGUGUUAUGAGCAUCUGAAGCAGGGCAGCAAGCCGUGGCUGACCUUGCUGAACAUUCCAGCCUGUGUUGUGCUUUGCCAGGCCUUGCAGUGCCUGUGUCCCUCCAGACUGGGUGUCCUCUGAAGGUAUCGCUUUGCACACUGCAGAUGCUGAGUUUCCACAAUGACUGUAAGCU
This is a messenger RNA of Indicator indicator, 753 nucleotides long. RefSeq names its product sorcin (gene SRI). The coding region runs from base 1 to 597 and encodes 198 amino acids. The record is from RefSeq and is a predicted model, not a curated record. NCBI's taxonomy places the organism in Eukaryota, Metazoa, Chordata, Aves, Piciformes, Indicatoridae. Gene Ontology annotation, molecular function: calcium ion binding. The transcript is spliced from 8 exons.